AUGUUGCAGGAGGAGGGAAAGGAAGCGGGUCCCUCGAAUACCUCGAAUACCUCGAGCGUGUAUUCGCUAGGUGCUUUGCGAUGGGCUUGCAAGUACCAGGGGUACGAGAAGGGCUUGAGGUAUCCGAGGUACCUGAAGUACCUGGAGCACCUGGAGCACCUGGGACCGGUGAUCUGUGUGCUAGAGGACGAGGAGGAGGAGGAGAAGAAGAAAACACUGCUGACAUGA
Messenger RNA from Penicillium macrosclerotiorum, 228 nucleotides. RefSeq lists its product as uncharacterized. The record is from RefSeq and is a predicted model, not a curated record. The coding region runs from base 1 to 228 and encodes 75 amino acids. The transcript is spliced from 3 exons. Lineage: Eukaryota; Fungi; Ascomycota; Eurotiomycetes; Eurotiales; Aspergillaceae.